CGGAUUGAUCUGGCCAUACCCGUUGACCCGUUGACCGCUAAAAUGCCGCCCAAGCUCCAAUAAUCUUCUGCCACUGCGAAUUUUGGGUGAAGAUAGGCGAGAUUAGUAGGAGAGGCCGCCAUGGCUGAAAAUGAGAAUGCCUUCUCUGAGCUCUCCGACGACAUCGUUCUCAACAUUUUCUACAGGCUCGAUGGAGACCCACGCAACUGGGCACGACUCUCCUGUGUCUCAACCAAAUUCUCUUCUCUCAUCCGUAACCUAUGCUGCAAAUCCAAGUGCUCACAGACGAUUUCCUCCGUCGUUUCCGAUCUCGUCUCCGCCUCCUCCGUGGCUCCUCCUGGCGGUUGGCUUUCUCUCUACAAGCUAGCUUUCUGUUGUCCUGGCCUCCUCCACGCCGGAGUGCUCAUAGAGAAUUCCGAUUUCGGCCUCCAACGCGAGCUCGGCCCGGAUGAGGAUUUCCUAGCCGCCGCCUCUGAGAAGACUCUCUCUAUCGUCAAGAGCGACGGCGUCGGUUCUGAACAACCUGAUUGUAGCUGGUCUUUGUUUGACGAUCUCAUGUUUGAUACUCUCUGCGAUGCUUCCGAAUCAUCAUCAAACCAAGUGCGCGACGAUUCUACCAAAAGGCCUCCGUCUCCAACGACGGAAAAUUCAAUCGAAAUCCUCAGAUCUAAGAGAAGAAGAACAGUCAGAUCUAGUUGUUCUCAUAUGGCAUCCGGAGCCUGGAAUUUGAGUCGUGAGCACGGGAUUAAACUCCUUGCGAGUAGAUUCAGAGAGGAUCGCCUGUACAUAUCCGAUUGGCCAGGUUGCCUUCACAUCGAGGAGAAGAGGAACUACAUGCUAUUUCGAGGAAUAUUCAAGAAUUUCAAGCAGUCUAGGGUUUGGAGGACAAUUAAUGACGGGGACAAGAAACAGACGGAUCUGAGUUGCGCAUUCUGCAACGCCAAACAGACGUGGGACUUGCAUUCUGCGUUCUGCUUAAGAAGGUAUUUUGGGUUCCAUGAAGACGGUGAGCAGGUUGUGCGAGCCUAUGUUUGUGAGAAUGGACAUGUUUCAGGAGCUUGGACUGAUUGGUCCUUGUAUACCUGAAUCAUCUUCCUUCUCCUUUCCCUUAUCUAAUCUAUAUGAUUAUUAUGUUCAACAAAUCUUAUUCAGAUGCAUUUAUUUUGAUUGCUCUUUAGCUGCUCCUACUGAUAAGCCAUCACGGCCAAUAAAUUUGAAUUAUUGAUAAAUCUGCUCUUACUCCUGCUGAACCAUUUCUGGUCUUGCUUGGUUUUUACAUUUCUAUGAAAGGCUGGAAAUAGGGCAUUGUAUCCAUUUGUCUUCAUGUUUGAAGUCUUUGGUUUUUGAUUGUUCCUUUUCAUUGCUUUCUUUCUUAAUAUCAUCA
Molecule: messenger RNA, 1384 nt
Organism: Cuscuta europaea
Lineage: Eukaryota; Viridiplantae; Streptophyta; Magnoliopsida; Solanales; Convolvulaceae
Source: the annotation of a GenBank genome assembly